Messenger RNA from Talaromyces atroroseus, 1437 nucleotides. RefSeq lists its product as hypothetical. The transcript has 2 exons. NCBI's taxonomy places the organism in Eukaryota, Fungi, Ascomycota, Eurotiomycetes, Eurotiales, Trichocomaceae. Gene Ontology annotation, molecular function: actin binding. The record is from RefSeq and is a predicted model, not a curated record. The coding region runs from base 1 to 1437 and encodes 478 amino acids.
AUGCCUCCGCCGCCGCCGCCUCCCCCUCCUCCUCCAGGCAUGGGCGGCCCUCCACCUCCCCCUCCUCCGCCGCCUGGAGGGAGUACGCCUGCGAGACCAAAUAAAGCAGCUGCUGGAAACAGGAGCGCUCUUUUUGCCGAUAUCAACAAAGGUGCACCCAAGUUGAGAAAGGCGGUUACCAAUGACCGGUCUGCGCCUAUGGUUGGCAAAGAGAACAAGUCCGCGGGUCCUCCCAUUGGAGGAGCUCCCCCUGUUCCGGGCCUGCCUAGAGCCCCCGGUGGACUGGCACCGCCUGUUCCCUCAUCAAAUCGUAUGCGAAGUAGCAGUGAUGUUGGACCUGCGACAGACGACGGCGGGAGUUCCGGCAUUGCUAGUGCGCCUCAAUUGGGCGGGCUGUUUGCGGGAGGCAUGCCUAAACUACGCAAUCGAGGAGGAAUCGAUACCGGUGCGAACAAAGAUGCCUCAUACCUGUCAGAUUCCGAGGCCGUUCGUCCACGAGCUACGACUGCAUCAGCCCCAAAACCUCCAGUGGGUGGAGCACCGAGACCGCCGGGAGCGCGGCCGCCUCCAGUACCUCCUACAACAGAGUCUCCUGCGCCCAAUCCAUUAGUUGCUAAUUUGCGCAAGCCACCUCCAAAGCCUGUAUCCCGGCCGUCGUCCACCCUAGACGUACCUCCGCGUGCUCCUCCUCCCCUUCCAGGCACGGGGAAAACCCCUCCCCCGCCUCCCCCAUCGGCAUUCCGAAAGCCGUCUGGUACGGCACCAUCAGCUCCUCCACCUCGCCCGCCGCCUCCUCCAGUAUCCUCGAGCCCAGCUCCUCCUAGUGCACCACCGCCCCCGCCGUCGAUAUCUGCCCCUAAACUUCCCGCCUCUGCGCCUCCCCCACCGCCAUCUUCAGCUCCACCUUUGCCAAAUGGGGCUUCUACUGCAAACACAUCCAUUGCGAUGCAAGCAGCUCGAAAUGCUUUUGGCAACUCUCAUACACCUCCAGCGCCCCCAGCACCACCCCCACCUCCACCUCCGGUAUCAGCACCAUCAAUACCAGUCACUAGCCCACCUCCUCCGCCCGUAUCACCCCCAACUGCACCUCCGCCUCCUUCGCUAGUUCCUCCAGGGCGGCCAUCUGGAACUUCAACCCCCUCAUCACGACCUACAUCAUAUGAUGACCACUCUUCCAGGAAUCAAGUGCGGUCAGCAUUAGAUCCAAGCGCUUAUACUCUUACAAACGGGACUUCAAGUCCAAUUCCUCACACUCCAUCACCUGGACCUGCACCUGGACCUGGAUCUGGAUCUGCUCGGGUUGCAGUUCAAGAUAACCGCUUCAAAUUCCAGGACGAAAGUCUAUUCCCCAAACCUCGGCCAUUUACUGGCGGAGUGCGAAGAUAUCGCGCUGGCAGAGGAACCAGUGUCCCACUCGACCUUAGUUCUAUAGGAUAG